Molecule: messenger RNA, 5115 nt
Organism: Penicillium lagena
Lineage: Eukaryota; Fungi; Ascomycota; Eurotiomycetes; Eurotiales; Aspergillaceae
Product: putative SNF2 family helicase/ATPase
Exons: 2
Coding region: 1-5115 (1704 amino acids)
Cellular component (GO): nucleus
Molecular function (GO): ATP-dependent chromatin remodeler activity; ATP binding; ATP hydrolysis activity
Source: RefSeq, a predicted model, not a curated record
AUGGUCUCUAAGGUCCCAGACCCAGACCCAGCUGACUGGGGAGUCGAUGAUGUCGUCAACUUUCUAUGCACGGGCACUGCUGUGUGGUCGCAGGCCACAAACGCGCCCCGACCAGACCCCGCCACUCUCGAAACUGCACUCCGUGAUAACCUUGUGACUGGAAGCGUGCUCCUCAACCAUGUCAACCACGAAACUCUGCGAGUCGACCUGGGCUUAAAGCCGCUGGGGUACCGUAGCAAUCUCCUGACUGCUAUUGACUACCUUCAACAGCGAUCACCCAAAUAUCAAGACUCCAAGGGGAUUACGGAUGAUAUACACCGGCCCGUCGGUGAACAUGCAACACCUACGUUUUCUCACAGCCCCGCUUCUCGUACCCCGGCUUCUGCCCCAGGCCUACAUGAAGCAAAUAGCAAAUCUUCACCUCCAAGCACCUCCCUCGAUCCCCCAAGUCUUCCCACCCACGAUACCACGCUCGCGCUCACCCAUACUCAACAAGAAUCUCGGAGGAUCGUGCCUCAGAAAAUCGCGGAAAUCAACCAGGCAGAUCGGGGCCAAUCAUCAGGCCAUGUUUCCCAGGAGCAAAAACCUCCAUUACUCCAAAAGAAGGAGCUUGAUUUCCGUUUCCUUGAAGAGUACCUGCUUGAGAAGUACCCCCCGGAGAGGGAUGAGGAGAAUGCUCUCCCGGCAUAUGGUGACUCUGGUUCCGAAGGACAGUACGAUGAGGACACUUGGGAGGAGAUCGUGCAUGAGCACCCGGAAUUCGCAAGUAAGCCUACUCGUCUUCCAGACGAAAAAUAUGAUUCUGUUGUGACAGAGUUCAUAUCCCAGCACGAAGAAUGGUGGCGGCAAAGCCAGUUGCCAAAAGAAAAACGGAAAGCGCGCCGUCGCUGGAUCAAAUCUCGGAACCACGACUCCGUGGACUUGGAGAGAAAAUCCGAAAAUCGUCAACUGACUCUUCUCGAGGGACGCUUGCAAAACCUUCGGAAGACGAUAGGCGAAGUCGAUCAUCACUCGGUGGACGGGUUGAAAAAAGCAUGCGGGAGUUUGGAGAAUACCAUCUCGGAUAUAUGCAGACACAAGUACACUCUGUCAGUCCUGGAUCAAAAGGAAUGCCCGCCCGACGUGCCCCGAGCUCUACGGGCUCAAGGAACGAAGAAAUUCAAGUCACAGUCUGAAGAAGAGGAAACAUUGAGCUCAGAAUCCCCAGACUCCUCGUCAGAGCAGCCUAUCAGCGACUUUAUCGUUGAAGACUCUGAUGAUGCUGAAUUCUACGUGGGUGGGAGUGACGGGCCUUUGAUUCCAUCAGGGAGGCGCUUGUCUGCGGCUUCGCAUGAUGCUCCUCGACCCCUGGCCUCUUCGUCACCGUCAACCUCCAGUGAAGAUAGUGAGCCUCUCAGAUCGCCCCAAAAACGACUGAAAGUCAGCGAGGGGGCCUUGGUCGGCCUGACCAUUUUUGACGAUGAGAAUGUCGAAUCUGUGGAUCUUACCGGUGAUACACCCGGGUCGAUGAAUAUGGACGUUGGUUACGAAAUCGCGACCCCUCCAGUCAAUCCAGUUCAUUCACGGGUGGCAACCAACUCCGGCCUGGACGACGAGGUUCAUAUUGAAACGCCUCUUUUGAACCAGCUAUCGAUUGUCAAUACGAGGUCGUCAAUAUCUCCUGCACCGGACCUAGGUCCCAACCUGCUCCUUGAGACUCCACCAACGGCCAGGAAAACUGUUCCGGUCCCAAAAAGGAGUGUUUCCGACCAGCCACGCUCCACAGAGUACGCAAAAGAGCUUGAUAGAGUUGCGAGACUCGGCUGGCACGAAAUCCAUGACCAGAUAGGGAUUCUGGCAAAAAGCGUUACCUCUUUGCCUUCAGACGAGCUCGCAAAGUUUUCCAGGUUCUUGUCUGGGUUUUUUGAGUCGAACCAUCGGGGUUUAGUCCAGGAGGCACUGCUGUCAUUCAUAGAUGAAAAUUGGGAGUUACACACCGAUCAGGAUGAGAAGGAGUUUGCUUCGCGUAUGGCAGCGUUGUUUAUCUCUUGGGUGAAUUGUGUCUCACUGAAGGAGAAAGGCCUCGAUCCACAGCAUGCCGAGAACGCGCUCACAGAAAUCGAUCCGGACAGCCCUGAAUUUGCGCAAUUUCACCUCGCACUAAAGGGUCUCGUCCUUUCUUACAAGCCUGGGCAGUUGAAAACGAUCCCGGGCAAAGAAGUUGUUGAUAUCUCCACCGAUACAUCGUCCGAUGUAACUACUCCGUCCGACGCCUUGGACUCGCAGUCCAAAAAGCGGAAGAGACAUGUUGCUGUGAAACAGGAGACCAAAAACACGCAGCGGCGAGCGCAGGCACGGCAGAAAGAACAGAGCAAGGCACGAGAAGCCCUGCUCAAGUCAAGAGAAUUCAUGGGCAUUAGCAACAGUGAUCCAACCAAUCAGGCGGUCACUUUCAAGGAUCCGAUCAUCUAUCUUAACCCGCAUAUUGGAGCACAAGUCAAGCCACAUCAAUUGAAGGGCAUCCAAUUCAUGUGGAGAGAGCUCAUUGAAGAUGAGACCGGCACAGGUUGCUUGCUCGCCCAUACCAUGGGACUGGGCAAAACAAUGCAAGUGAUAUCCCUUCUGAUCACCAUCGCAACUGCUGCGGCAUCAGAGAAUCCCGAAAUUCGCAAUCAGGUUCCCGUUAGACUUCGUCGUUCUCAGACGCUAGUCGUAUGCCCGUCUUCAUUGAUACAUAAUUGGCGUCAAGAAUUUAUGUUAUGGACCUCGACGGACGGCCAUCUCGGUGCAGUGAGGUCUAUCGAUAUCACGAAACAAUACGGAGACUCCAACUCCCGAAUUGAAACGAUACGAGCUUGGGGUGAAGAAGGCGGCGUGCUUAUCAUUAGCUACGAUAUCCUUCGGCAGCUGGUCCAGAACAAAGAAACCAAGGCUAGGGCGAAACCACUUACUGAUGAGGUCCAUGAAGAGAUCAAGGGUUAUUUGAUCAAUACGCCGAACAUCGUCGUGGCUGACGAAGCGCACAAGAUGAAGAAUCCGGGAAGUGGAGUUGCUCAGGCCACUAGCACCUUUAGGACCAAGAGCCGCAUUGCUAUGACCGGUUCUCCUCUUUCCAAUUGCCUCGAGGAAUAUUACUACGCGGUUGACUGGAUUGCACCGGGCUAUUUGGAUGACCCUGCGACAUUCAAGCAUGUCUACAUGGAGCCAAUUGUGACAGGGCUUGACAUCGACAGUACUCGGAGCCAACGAAGAAGGGGUCUGAUGAAACUGAAAGUGCUGAACGGGAUCCUGGCUCCCAAGAUCGACCGCGCCGAUAUUUCCGCGAUCGCGGCGGAUGUUCCUCCCAAGAACGAAUUUCUCGUUGCUGUGGCCUUGACGCCUCUGCAGAAAGAGAUAUACAACACCUACGUGGAUGCUGUGAUGAAAGAUGGUGAGAUGGCAAAUACCCAACUCUGGGAGUGGAUUGGCCUUCUGCAGAUCCUCUGCAACCACCCGUACGCUUUCUGGGAAAAACUCAUGAAUAGAGCCGUCCAAAGUGCAAAGAAGGAAACAAAUCCUGAGCUUGAGGAAGGUUUAAGAGACCCAAAGCUCCCACCCCUGGUAUUAGCCCGGCUAUUUCAGCUUCUCAACUCCGUUCCUGACCUUCAAGACCCAUAUCUGUCUAACCGAGCCCUUUUACUCGACAAAAUCCUUGACGAGGCAUACAGAGCAGGUGACAAGGUCUUGGUCUUCACUCACAGUAUUCCUACCUUGGAUUUUCUGGCGAAACAGAUGGACAAAGCGAAUCGAAGUUAUUGUCGCCUGGACGGACGGACACCAGUCGCCGCACGACAAGAGGCCACGCAGAAAUUUAACCAGAGCGAUAAGCAUCAAAUCUAUUUGAUCUCGACCCGUGCUGGUGGCCUUGGGCUGAACAUAUAUGGGGCAAACCGUGUGGUAAUUUUCGAUUUUGCCUUCACCCCAGUAUGGGAGCAACAAGCCAUCGGACGUGCAUAUCGUCUUGGACAGAAAAAGUGCGUCUUUGUCUACCGCUUCCUUUCAAGUGGAACGUUUGAGGAGGUUGUGUGGAACAGGUCGCGCUUCAAAACCCAACUUGCUACUCGGGUCGUGGACCAGAAAAACAUGGUGCGCGAUUCCUCUAGUAACGCGGCCGUGUACAUGUUCCCAGUGAAGGAAAACCAGCGCCAAGACUUUUCUUCCAUGUUCGGAAAAGACCCAAAUAUUCUGGACAAAAUUAUCACCAGCAGCCUGAGCGAGGCAAUCUUGGAUAUCUCCCUGACUGAUUAUCUGGACGAUGAGAACGACCGUCUCACUGAAGAGGAACGCCAAAGCGUGGCGAACGAACUAGAAAGGGAACAAAUCAGGCGAAACGACCCAGAUGAGUACAAGAGACGGCAACAGGCAGCAGCCAUAGCGGAGCAACAAAGACAUCAGGCGGCGCUGGCACACGAGAAACUGCAGCGGCAGAAGCAGUAUCUGCAAACUCUUCAGCAGAACCGAGCUCAGACAAUGGCAGUUCUAACUAACCAUUGCGGAGAUGACCCUAGCCAGCAGAUCGUCAGACAAGAUGCUCAGCGACAAUUGGCCAUCAUCGCCUAUCAACAGAAACAACUCAUGGAGCGUGGCCUGAUGCUGACGAUGCCGCAGGCACUACAGAUAAUGCAGACGGCUCAGCCCAUGCAACAACAUCUGCCAUCCGCUCACUCUCCUGUUGUUCUUUCCAGUGGACACAGCGUUGGCCCACCUCCCCUGGGUCCAGAUCAAGCAGUGGGUGGCCCGAUCUCGCCGUCUGAAUUCCUUGGUCACCAUUCGCCGUCUCCGCUGCGGCCCGAUGCAAGUCUGAUUUCUCAAAAUCCAUCCCAAGUGUACCCUGGGCUCGAAUCACCCGCCACAAUGGCACAGACAGUAUCCCGGCCCGCUUCUCAGAAUCCCUACCAGCUGCAAGCCGGCGCCCACCCUCUGCCCCCGCGGCCUGCAGGCGUCAGCCAGAUCCGACAGGGCCCACCGCCCGCCUUGGCUAAGAAUCCAAAUCCCACCCAGUCCGAACAGCGACCCUUCGCCCGUCAUGGGAGUGACGCAUCGGUUCAAUCGGCACCGAUGGAGAUGAGUGACGAGGAAGGUCAGACCACUAAAUGA